Molecule: messenger RNA, 2745 nt
Organism: Pogoniulus pusillus (Red-fronted tinkerbird)
Lineage: Eukaryota; Metazoa; Chordata; Aves; Piciformes; Lybiidae
Gene: PTPN6
Product: protein tyrosine phosphatase non-receptor type 6
Exons: 17
Coding region: 665-2485 (606 amino acids)
Biological process (GO): mitotic cell cycle; cell differentiation; intracellular signal transduction
Cellular component (GO): cytoplasm
Molecular function (GO): non-membrane spanning protein tyrosine phosphatase activity; phosphotyrosine residue binding
Source: RefSeq, a predicted model, not a curated record
CUGUGCUGGUGUUUUGGGUGGCUCAGUAUGCACCGAGUUCAGUAAAGCCAUAGGACUGAGUGUUGGAGCAACCCUUUUUAGCAUUUCAGAGGUGUUAAGCCCUGUCUUAAAACCAAGUAUUUACAGAUGUGCUAUCUGAAACAUACUGGGUGAGGUGUCCCUGAAGACAGUCUGGUGCUGCUCAGCUAGAGCCCUAGAGGCUACUGAGACGCCUGUCCCCAGCAGGCUGAGUGCAGCUUACUCUUGCCACCUGUGGCUGGUUUUUGGCUGAAUGUGCAAUCAGCUCUAAUGAGCAAGGCAGUGGAGAGAUCCUGUGGGGGUUGGGCUUGCCCCAUUUGCCUGCAGCCCCAAUUAGAACAACGUAAAACUCUGUCUUUUGAAACUGGAGGGACAAAUCUAGUGGAGCAGGGUGAUGUUUUGUGCUGUCUUCAUUCAAACCAAGGAAAUACUUUGCAAGUAGUGAAAAUGAAGCCUUCCACCUGAGGCUUGGAGUUUGCCUGAUUUGGAUCCACCUUCUCCUUAGUCUGUUCGGGGACAGGUGGAGUUUGGAACUGUGCUUGCUUGGAUCAGACGCAGUAGGACACCCUGCUUAAAGGGCUGUGGUACCUCCUCCACCAGCUGCUGUCAGUCCCCCAUCACAGGGGAUCUGAGAGUGAAGAUCCUGAUGCCAUCCUGUGGGUGGUUUCACCGUGGCCUGAGUGGGCUGGAAGCUGAAGCUUUACUGAAGGGGCGAGGUGUCCACGGGAGCUUUCUGGCCAGACCCAGCCAGAGGAACCAGGGGGACUUCUCCCUUUCAGUCCGGGUUGGUGACCAGGUGACCCACAUCCGCAUCCAGAACACUGGGGACUUCUAUGACCUGUAUGGAGGGGAGAAGUUUGCCACCCUGUCAGAACUGGUGGAGUACUACACACAGCAGCAGGGCUCACUGCAGGACAAAGAUGGGACCAUCAUUGACUUGAGAUACCCACUCAACUGUUCCGACCCCACUACUGAGAGGUGGUACCAUGGGCAUCUCUCAGGCCCUGCAGCUGAGUCACUUCUCCAGGCCAAAGCCACCCCUUGGACUUUCUUGGUGCGGGAGAGCCUCAGCAAACCUGGGGAUUUUGUCUUGUCCAUCCUCACUGACCAGCUGAAACCUGGGUCUGAUGCUCCACCAGCUGGGGCAAGCAAUGCUGCUGGGGCCCCGCUCAAAGUCACACACAUCAAGAUCAUGUGUGAGAACGAACGCUACACCGUGGGAGGCGCUGAGGUGUUUGACAGCUUGGCAGACCUGGUGGAGCACUUCAAGAAGACUGGCAUCGAGGAGCUGUCAGGCUCCUUUGUGUACCUGAAGCAGCCCUACUAUGCCACCAGGGUGAAUGCAGCUGACAUUGAGAAUAGAGUGCAGGAACUGAACAAGAAGAGUUUAUCUGAGGAGACAUCCAAGGCUGGAUUCUGGGAGGAAUUUGAUAGUCUGCAGAAACAGGAAGCCAAGCAGCUCUUUGAUCGUCAUGAGGGUCAGAGACCUGAAAACAAGAGCAAGAACCGAUACAAGAACAUCUUGCCCUUUGAUCACUCCAGGGUCAUCCUCCAAGGAAGGGACCCAAACAUACCUGGAUCUGACUACAUCAAUGCCAACUAUGUCAAGAACAACCUGAUCAGUCCAGAUGAGCGCACCAAGACCUACAUCGCUAGCCAGGGCUGCCUGGAUGCCACAGUCAAUGACUUCUGGCAGAUGGUGUGGCAGGAGAACACGCGGGUUGUCGUGAUGACGACGCGGGAGGUGGAGAAGGGUCGAAACAAGUGUGUGCCUUACUGGCCCGAGGUGGGCAGCACCAAAGAGUACGGCCCCUACCUGGUGGAGAAUGCUGGGGAGCACAACGCGCUGGAGUACAAACUGCGGCACCUCUGCGUGUGCCCCAGGGACAACGGUAAGGCUCUGCGUGACAUCUGGCACUACCAGUACCUGAGCUGGCCUGACCACGGUGUACCCAGUGAGCCAGGAGGUGUGCUCAGCUUCCUUGACCAGAUCAAUCAAAAGCAAGAGAGCAUUCCAGACGCAGGGCCCAUCCUCGUGCACUGCAGCGCUGGGAUUGGCCGCACUGGGACGAUCAUUGUCAUUGAUAUGAUAGUGGAAACCAUCUCCACCAAGGGGCUGGACUGUGACAUUGACAUCCAGAAGACUAUCCAGAUGGUGAGGGCCCAGCGCUCAGGGAUGGUGCAGACGGAGGCCCAGUACAAGUUCAUCUACAUGGCCAUCUGCCAGUUCAUAGAAACCACCAAGAGAAAGCUGGAAGUUAUCCAGGCUCAGAAGGGCAAGCCAGGGGAGUCAGAGUACGGGAACAUCACCUACCCCCCUGCUGCGCGCAGUGGGCACGCCAAGGCCUCACGCAAGCCCUCCAAGCAGAAAGAGGCAACAAUUUAUGAGAAUGUGGAGAAGAAGGAGAAGGUGCAGAAGCAGCGCUCCUCAGAGAAGAAGCUGAAAGGGUCACUGAAGAAGAAAUAAACCUUUGCUGCAGGUAGCACAGUGGAGGUUUGAACCUGAGGGGCAAGGCUGGAGCUCAUGUGCUGGCUGGUUGGACUCAUUCCUUGCAGGACUAUGAACCAGUCCUUCUUCCAGUGCCCUGAUCCAGGCUGCAGUCCAGCUCUGGUGACUGACUUUGUCCCUUUGUCCCUUGCUUGUGCAGGCCAGCAAAGCCUCCUGCUGCCCCUUCACUCAUCACAGAACAAACAAUGCCCCUUCUUUUACCUUACUGAGAGCUGGCG